Molecule: messenger RNA, 1670 nt
Organism: Ochotona princeps (American pika)
Lineage: Eukaryota; Metazoa; Chordata; Mammalia; Lagomorpha; Ochotonidae
Gene: LFNG
Product: LFNG O-fucosylpeptide 3-beta-N-acetylglucosaminyltransferase
Exons: 8
Coding region: 115-1197 (360 amino acids)
Biological process (GO): regulation of Notch signaling pathway; pattern specification process
Cellular component (GO): Golgi membrane
Molecular function (GO): O-fucosylpeptide 3-beta-N-acetylglucosaminyltransferase activity
Source: RefSeq, a predicted model, not a curated record
GCUUAAGCGCGGUGCGCGCGCGGGCGGUGCCCUGCAGCACGGCGUCUCGGGUGCCGGAGCGGGAGCCGGCCGAGGGCGCACGGGCAGGCGCGGCGCGGGGCCGCCCCCUCAAGCAUGCUCAAGCGCUGCGGCCGGCGCCUGCUGCUGGCGCUGGCCGGAGCGCUGCUCGCCUGCCUGCUGGUGCUCACGGCCGACCCGCCACCGCCCCCGGCGCCCGCGGAGCGGGGCCGACGCGCGCUGCGCAGCCUGGUGAGUCCCGCGGGGGCGGCGCCCGGCGCGCUGGCCCGCGAGGUGCACAGUCUGUCCGCCUACUUCAGCCUGCUGGCCCGCGCGCGCAGAGACGUGGGACCCGCGCCCGGGCGCGCCCCGCGAGCCCCUGCCGAGGCGUUGGCGCCCCGCGACGUCUUCAUCGCCGUCAAGACCACCAGAAAGUUUCACCGCGCGCGCCUCGACUUGCUGCUCCAGACCUGGAUCUCGCGCCACAAGGAGACGGUAUUCAUUUUCACGGACGGGGAGGACGAAGUCCUGGCCAGGCACACGGCCAACGUGAUCAACACCAACUGCUCGGCGGCACACAGCCGCCAGGCUCUGUCCUGCAAGAUGGCGGUGGAGUAUGACCGCUUCGUGGAGUCCGGGAGGAAGUGGUUCUGUCAUGUGGAUGAUGACAAUUACGUCAACGUGCGGGCCCUGCUACGGCUGCUGGCCAGCUACCCACACAUGCAGGACGUGUACAUCGGCAAGCCCAGCCUGGACCGGCCCCUCCAGGCCACCGAGCGACUGGGCGAGGACCAGCGUCCUGUCCACUUCUGGUUUGCCACUGGAGGUGCUGGCUUCUGCAUCAGCCGUGGGCUGGCCCUGAAGAUGAGCCCGUGGGCCAGCGGUGGCCACUUCCUGAGCACGGCAGAGCGUAUCCGGCUGCCCGAUGACUGCACCAUCGGCUACAUAGUGGAGGCCCUGCUGGGCGUGCCCCUCAUCCGCAGCCACCUCUUCCACUCCCACCUGGAGAACCUGCAGCAGGUGCCCGCCUCUGAGCUACACGAACAGGUGACGCUGAGCUACGGUAUGUUUGAGAACAAGCGGAAUGCCAUCCACCUGAAGGGGCCCUUCUCCGUGGAGGCUGACCCAUCCAGGUUUCGCUCCGUCCACUGCCACCUGUACCCGGACACGCCCUGGUGUCCCCCGACCGCCGUCUUCUAGCCGCUGUGGCCCAGAUCCCGUCCCUGGGCACCCCUGGUAUCCAAAGGGCCUAGGGGCUGCUCUGUGUGUGCAGACUGCCGGCAGCUUGCCCUCGGGCAGCAGUUGAAGGCGUCCCCAGCUACAUCUAGGCCCGCACGUGUGAGGUCGGGCCACAGUCUGUGCAGGUUGUGGGGGCUCAAGGGACUCCCACAAUGCUGAGCCAUGCUUGGUGCAGGGGGAACUGGUUUUGGGGGUGAGGGGCUGAGACCCCUUCCUGGGCUCUGAGGCUCGGAAGAAGAGCAGCGAACAGAACGCCAGGCCCCCGGGGCCUGUGGUGCCCCCAGCCCCUCUUCGCCUCCCCACGAACGGGCGAGGCGGAGCUGACUUGGUCUCUCCGUAGUGGAGAGCUUCGCCCACAGUGGGCGUGUCUGGUACUGUGGCAGUGUUUUUGACUGCUCUGGGUUUGGGAAGGGUGGGGGAGAAAGGGGGUGUUU